This is a messenger RNA of Sipha flava (yellow sugarcane aphid), 3136 nucleotides long. RefSeq names its product alpha-aminoadipic semialdehyde synthase, mitochondrial (gene LKRSDH). Gene Ontology annotation, molecular function: saccharopine dehydrogenase activity. The record is from RefSeq and is a predicted model, not a curated record. The coding region runs from base 168 to 2951 and encodes 927 amino acids. NCBI's taxonomy places the organism in Eukaryota, Metazoa, Arthropoda, Insecta, Hemiptera, Aphididae. The transcript has 17 exons. Gene Ontology annotation, cellular component: cytoplasm.
UAAAAAUGAUAGAAAGUGAUUACAUGUUCGAUGUUCAAUACUAUAAUGCUACAGUUUAAUAAUAACAACUAUUGAUUAGGUUUUCUCAUUUGUUGAACUAUUACAAUAUUAUUUUGAACGUUUAAGUAUAGAUACAUGUAAUUUAUACACUUAAAUUUCAUUCAAUUAUGUUACGGAGUUUUAAAAAUUAUCAUUUAUGCAAUAUGGCUCGGAAAAAACACACCGGGAAAGUGAUAGCCAUACGAAGAGAAGAUCAAUCAGUAUGGGAAAGGAGAGCUCCGUUCGCCCCAACCAACGUGGCAGAAUUAACCAGAAACGGCGUCAAAGUAAUCGUCCAACCGGCAAAUAGGAGAGCUUAUCCUGUUCAAGCAUAUGUAAACGCCGGAGCAGUGAUACAAGAAGACAUCGCUGAGGCGUCCGUGGUAUUUGGUGUGAAACAAGUGCCGGUGGAUUUGUUAUUACCGAACAAAACGUAUUGCAUGUUCUCACAUACGAUCAAAGCUCAAGAAGCAAAUAUGGCACUUCUAGAUGCGAUUUUAGAAAAAAACAUACGAUUAAUAGAUUAUGAAAAGUUAAUGGAUUCGUCCGGCAACAGGGUGGUAGCUUUUGGGAAAUACGCUGGCAUUGCCGGCAUAAUAAAUAUUUUACACGGUUUGGGAUUGCGAUUGCUGGCUUUAGGACAUCACACGCCACUAAUGCAUAUAGGACCUGCCCACAAUUAUCGGAAUUCGAUGAUGGCCAAACAAGCGUUAAGGGACGCUGGAUAUGAGAUCGCGUUGGGCAUGAUGCCUAAAUCUAUCGGACCGAUUACAUUUGUCUUCACAGGAUCAGGAAACGUAUCUCAGGGUGCUCAAGAAAUAUUCCGUGAGCUACCCCACGAGUACGUGCCGCCGUCUACGCUAAAAAAAGUGGCCGAACACGGAAUGAAUACAAAGUUUUAUUCGUGCGUGGUCACGCGUAAAGAUUAUUUGGAAAGGAUCGAAGGUGGAGGAUACGACCAAGAAGAGUAUGAACAGUAUCCGUCCAGGUACAAAUCUACGUUCAACAAAAAGAUCGCUCCGUACGCUUCAGUAAUCAUUAACGGGAUAUAUUGGGCUCCGGAUUGUUCCAAGCUGCUGACGGUACCGGACGCCAAAACCUUACUUUCUCCGUCCCAACUUCCGUGGAUACAAAUAUCCGAAGGCGCCCCAGGACUACCACACAGGUUACUCGGCAUCUGCGACAUAUCUGCCGACCCUGGUGGUUCCAUCGAGUUCAUGAACGAGUGCACGACUAUCGAUAAUCCGUUUUGCCUGUACGACGCGCAUUUACAUAAAGACACUAAAAGUUUCAGAGGCUCGGGUGUGUUGGUCUGCUCCAUAGAUAAUAUGCCGACGCAGUUACCAAUGGAAUCGACCGAUCUGUUCGGGAAUUUAGUACUUCCGUACGCCAUGGAUAUACUUCAAUCGGACGCCACUGUACCGCUGGAGGAGCAUGCUUUUUCGCCAACGGUUUUAGGGGCUAUUAUUGCUAGCAAUGGGUCUCUGACAGAACGAUUUGAAUACAUUAAAGAGUUGCGGUUGGCCAAUAAAUUCUCAUCAAAUAAGUCUUCCACCAUUGAUAAUACUGGAAAACGAGUACUGGUCCUAGGUUCUGGCCACGUGUGCGCACCUUUAAUCGAAUAUCUGUUGAAAGACGAAUCGAUAAUAAUCGUACUCGGCUCCGCGAACCUGUGUGAAGCUAACAACUUGGCACACAAGUUUAAUAGAGUAAAACCCGUACAUAUAAACAUAUUGGAAGAAGAAGUUAAUUUAGAAAAACUCGUGAGUCAAACAGAUUUGGUGGUAUCGCUACUCCCCAGCCAAUUCCACCACUUGGUCGCUGAACAGUGCAUAAAAAUGAAAAAAAACAUGGUGACGGCUUCGUACUGUUCAGAACAGAUGUCAGAGUUGCACGACAGAGCUGUCGAGGCUGGCAUAACCGUAGUCAACGAAGUCGGCUUGGAUCCGGGCAUCGAUCACUUAUUAGCAAUGGAAUGCAUCGAUCAAAUACACGAAGAGGGCGGUAAAAUUGAUUCGUUUGUUUCGUACUGCGGAGGUCUACCGGCUCCAGAGUAUUCAAACAACCCAUUGAGGUACAAAUUCUCGUGGUUCCCUCGUGGAGCGCUCAUCAACACCAUGUCUGAAGCCAAAUAUCUGCGAAAUCACCAGACAGUCAACGUUCCUGCGGGCGGCGCACUAAUGAGCACUACAACAGAACUCGAUUUCUUGCCCGGGUUUUCAUUCGAAGGCUUCCCGAACCGAGAUAGCACCCGAUACGCCCAGCUUUACGGUAUCGCCGCAGAAGUGCAGACCAUGCUCAGGGGCACGAUACGGUACAAAGGUUUUUCCGAGAUGAUGAUGGUACUUCAAAAACUGCAUCUUAUCGAGACCAAAGACCACGCGGCCCUACACCCAAAUGGACCGGACAUCACGUGGCGUCAGUUGAUAUGCACACUGUUAGAGAUCAAUGACAUCGACUUAUUCUACGAGAAUAUACUGUCGAAAGUAGCGGAUAAAGUCGGUAAGCAGUUCUUGGACAAAAUCGUGGAUCUUGGACUGUUGACGGACGAACCGGUUUUGAAACUCGGUUCGCCGUUGGAUACGUUUUCCCAAUUCAUCGCGUCGAAACUCUCAUUAAGCAAAAGCGAAAGGGACCUGGUAGUAUUGUAUCACGACAUUGGAGUUUUGUGGCCGGGUAAUAGGUACGAAAAAAAAUUAGUUACCCUCGUGUCGUACGGCGAGGUUGGUGGAUACACAGCGAUGGCGAAAACCGUGGGCAUACCGACGGCGAUCGCGGCUAACAUGGUCCUUCAAGGGGAAAUACAAGCUAAGGGCUUGGUGUUGCCGUUCACGCCAGACAUUUAUAGACCCAUGUUGACGAGAUUAAGGAUUGAAGGGAUUUCGGCCCAAACUACGAACGUACCAUGUUGAUCUAAUUUGUUCUUCAUAACAAAAUACAUGAGAUUUAUGAUAUGUAUUAUUUUCAAAUAUGGUUUCAUAAAACAUUUUAUAAUUAUUCACUUUGGACUUUUACGCUAUAUACCAUUAUGGUUUUUAUGAAAUAAUUGUAACGUUAAGUAACAACAAUACAAAUAUAGAUCCUGUGAAAAAAUAAA